This is a messenger RNA of Eimeria acervulina, 595 nucleotides long. RefSeq lists its product as hypothetical. The record is from RefSeq and is a predicted model, not a curated record. NCBI's taxonomy places the organism in Eukaryota, Apicomplexa, Conoidasida, Eucoccidiorida, Eimeriidae. The annotation marks the transcript as partial. The transcript is spliced from 5 exons.
AUGAGCAGCAGCAGCAGCAGCAACAACAACAGCAGCAACAGCAGCAGCAGCGGCAGCUGCAGGGGCAGCAGCCGAAGCCCAGGUAGCUGCAGCAACAACAACAACAGCAACGACAGCAACAACAACAACAACAACACUACUACUACUACCAGCAGCAGCAGCAGCAGCAAGCCCGUGCAGCAAGCAGCAGCAGCAGAUAGCUGCGAAGCAAAUCUCAAUAAAGCAGCAGCAGCAGCAAACAAAAGAAAGGAUGAGUUACUCUGGACGCGUAUGUUUGUCGAAAUGGGGCUAAGACAAAAACCCUUACCACCGCCUCCUAAGACAUGGAAGGACAUGCUCGCUUUCCUCGGCGUUAUCUGCUUAGCUGCGUUGGUCGCCUCGGAGUUCGGUUACCGGUGUUACAUGGACUAUCACUACGGCUUCGAGGCAAUCGAUACGACUGAUGCGCAAUUCCUAAAGGAGGUGAUGUUUGGAGGCAAGCCGUGGAUUGUGCUGUGCAAGUGGCCGCAGAAGAGGACCAAGGUGCCGGACGCCGUAGACAAGAGCCGCAUUGAGCUGCUGAAGAUGCUGCGAUUGGGCCGCGUGGAUUGUUCAG